AUGGACCCACGGCUUUGGCGUCUGAGAGCGAAGAGCAAUAAGAGCACCUUUCUUAUUCCCUCAACUCACUACUUAGGCAGUCCCGACUUGAUUAAAGUGCGACACGAUCUCACAUCGAAAACGUUCAUCGAAAAGGCCCUAAAAGGUGUUCGUUGCGAGGAUGGUAGGCACAACCACUUUUUCAGCGUUCGUCGAGCCGUUCUGGAAGACAUUAACAAGGCUAUCAAAGACCCCUCUCUCCAUUUUGACCGUUAUGAAGUAAGCACUCUACUCAACGUGUACUACACACUUACCAACUACGAGGUUCGUGGGAUGAAACAAGCUGAACUAAUGAAUUUCCUCUAUCUUACUCUUAAUAUUACAAAUAUGUCGAGUCUACAGGGCCUCUAUCGAGCAGGAAUGAAGUUGACGGGUCGAGGGAAUUCCAAAAUAAUGGGUACUUUCGAUUCCCUCGCUUUUGUUCGUCUUAUGUCGGUGCUUCUACGAGGCAGUAUUGAGGAGCGCGCCGUUCUGAGCUUUUACGUUCUGGAUGAAAAUGAUGAUGGGCUAAUCACAGCGAAAACGGAAAUUGCCCACUCGUUGAGAUCAUCUUUCAAUACCAAAGUGGCGGCAUCUGCUCCGGAAAUCGAUCCUGAGGAGCCGAGUCGCGAUACGCUACGGUAUUUGACCAAGAAAAUGGGACUGUCUGUUGACGGAGGCCUUAAUUUGGAGGAGUUUGUCAAUGAGUGUCUUGUCUCACCCUGGCUAAUCGAUGGAAUCCUCCCCAACUUGCCCUCGGAAAUAUCUAACUAUGCAUUCCAGUGUCUGGUAUCGCAAGUACCUACGCUUCCUUUAAUUGAGAACAGGGCUGCGAGAAAUAAGAGCAUUGUGAAUAUUAAAAAAAGAAAAAGGAAGGAUGAAUAA
Echinococcus granulosus is the source of this 903-nucleotide messenger RNA. Its product is annotated as EF-hand calcium-binding domain-containing protein. NCBI's taxonomy places the organism in Eukaryota, Metazoa, Platyhelminthes, Cestoda, Cyclophyllidea, Taeniidae. Bases 1 to 903 code for a protein of 300 amino acids. The record is from RefSeq and is a predicted model, not a curated record. The transcript has a single exon.